GAGCCGGUGGGGGAGUCCAUUGGCUACAAGAUCAGCGGGGACACCAGAGUUCGGCCCGGCAAGACCAAGCUGGUCUACGUCACCACGGGGUACCUCCUGCAGGUCUUGGUGAACAACCCGGAGCAGAUCAAUGCCUACAGCCACCUCAUCCUAGAUGAGGUUCACGAGCGCGAUGUGGACUCCGACUUGCUCAGCUUAGUGGUUAAGCUCCAAAUGGCGGGCUACAACUUUAAGCUGGUCAUCAUGUCUGCGACUUUGCAGGGCGACCUCUUCACCCGCUACUUCUCCGACAAGAAGAUCAAGACCAUCUUCGUGGGGGUCAAGAGCUGCACGGUGGCCACGGUGUGCUGCCUGCUGCUGGUGAUGAGCCGAAUAGCGAAGCAGGCGUGGAAAAGGUCGGGCUUCCGUGCCGCUUUUUUGUCGCUGGCCGCGUGGCUGUCCAGCCGGCACUUGAACAGCCUCGGCUUAAGCUUCCGCGGUUGCUCAAAGGGAACCGGGCGGCGCGUGCGCUUUGAGACCCGCGAGCCCGUGCUGGUAGAGGUGCCGGACGUGCCAGAGCAUCGCCGGAACCAGCUGUGGUGGCAGCCCGAGGACUUUGUGGACUUCCUGAGGGUCCGCUUGGAAAUUGCCAGCGCCUACAAGGCUGCAGCGCAGACUUUGGGCGUGGAGAUGUUCAACGUGUGCAGCGUGGGUCCGCACGCGAAGGAGGCGUAUCGUGCCACCAUCGAGGCCUACCCUAGCCUGAAGGACGAAAGCCGGCGCGGCCUGGGCCUCGGUCGGCGACACCAGCGCGCCCAGAACCGGGACGCCUACAUCGCGGCGGUGGUACAGGAGCAGCGGCGUCAGCAUUAUCGAGGCGUCCAGAAUGCCGAGUUGCUGGCGCGGGUGGCACAAGAAGUCUCCAAGAAGGACCAGGACUACGCGCAUUUUUUGGCGAACAUGUACUUCGAGCAGGAGCAUGCCGAUGAGUCGGAGGGCAUCGAUCGCGUCUUUAGCGGCGACACCUUGGUCUCUGAGGAGUCCAACUCUCCCAAGGAAGCCAAGGCCGUCAACGCCUUGGCUCUUCCCGACGCGACACCUUCCAAUGACAGCGCGGGAGCCCCGCUGAGCUCGCCGCGGGACCCAAAGUCCACAAAGGGCUUUGGCCUGAGCCGCGAGAUCCUGCGGGAGGUGGGGCUCAGCGCCACGGGCCACUCCCUCAGCAAGUCCCAGCUCGCGGACGCGGAGACCUCCGAUCCCAGCUCCGCGUCCGAGAGCGGCAGCGACUUCGAGCUCGUGGCCAUGUGCCAUGUCGACCGAAGUUCGGAGACGGAUGCAGCGUCGGUGUGCGAGGCCUUUCUGAGCUCCCCGCAGAGGAGCUUCCUGGGUGUUUUACAGGAUGUCCAGCUUCAGGUUGAACCCACAAGGUACCCGGUGGAGGUGGUGCAUAUCGAGCAGCUCCUGGAUCGCUAUGGUGGAAGGUCGGGAGACUUCUUCACGAAGUCGGAAUGCACUCGGGGGUACCAGGUGCGCUCGAAUGUCGCGCGGCUCGAAAGGCGGGAGUCCCGGACGGGAGUUGGGAUCAUGACAAAGGCCCUGGACUUGGGGCUGAAGGCGUCUAACCCCAUGGCCCUGCGCAUCGCGUGGUCGCAGAUCGUGCUCGAGGAAGAGGAAAGCCGAGCGACGGCAAGGUCGAAUUCAAAGGAGCAUGGCGUCACCCCGCGCAGCCGCGGAUGGACAGCGCUACGCGUGCAAGCACCUCGAAAUGGAGGCGGAGGAGGUCGUGUUGGUUCGCCCGCGAGGUCCGGUCGGCCACAAGCGCCACCAAGUUGGCUUCACGGCAACCCCAAGCCUCGCCCUCUCCGAGCGCCCGUCUGCACCAAAGUGUCCCGUGCAGAGGCGCAAGAGGAGUGCGAGCGGUUGCGAGUGGACCUUGCGAAGGCUGUCCAGCAGAUUGAUUGGCUCUCCCAAGAGAUGCUGCGCUUGCGCCAGGACUUGGAGGAAGAGCAGACCAG
This is a messenger RNA of Effrenium voratum, 1994 nucleotides long. The record is from the annotation of a GenBank genome assembly. Lineage: Eukaryota; Dinophyceae; Suessiales; Symbiodiniaceae.